Messenger RNA from Pseudopipra pipra, 8445 nucleotides. RefSeq names its product EMAP like 6 (gene EML6). The record is from RefSeq and is a predicted model, not a curated record. Gene Ontology annotation, molecular function: microtubule binding. The transcript is spliced from 43 exons. The coding region runs from base 606 to 6509 and encodes 1967 amino acids. NCBI's taxonomy places the organism in Eukaryota, Metazoa, Chordata, Aves, Passeriformes, Pipridae.
GGCUCCGAGGUUCGCCUCGGGCGAGCAGCGCGUUCCCUGCGGGCGGCAGUCCCGCCGCCGCGUCCCGGAGUGCUGCCGGCGCUGUGACCCCGGGUGUGAGCGGUGCCAACGCGCACGUCGGUGUGAGGCGUGUUGUGUGGGAAAAGCUCUGGCCCCGGGGGUAACUAUGUUAAAGAGAGGAGCGCCCAGGAAGCGUUGUGCAGGAAGCCAAGAAGGUGCCGCACGGGAGACGCAGCGGGAAGCCUCUGGCAGGUGGUGCUGGUGACGCACAGAAGUUACUUUGCCUUCGGGAGGACGGCAGGCCCCGUGCGCUGCCCAUGUAGGUGUGCCGGUGUGCCCCCGAGAAGUUGCCUGGUGGCGCGGCGGCGGCGGAGCGGCGGCGGCUCGUCCUGGGCAGCGGCGGCGGCAGAUGAUGGUGGCGGCGCGGCGCUGAGCGGCGGCAUCCCGGCUCCGCCGAUGCGCUUCCCGGCCCCUUCCCCGCUCCCAAGGGCCACCUGAGGCUCCGGCAGCUGGGCAGGCAUCGCCAACGUCGGAGAGGGGAAAGCGUGCCGGGGGCAGGCGGGUCAGCGCUCGGCUGUGUGCGGGUGGGCAGGGGGUUGGUUAUCAUGGCGGAUCGGACGGCUCCGCGCUGCCAGCUCCGGCUGGAGUGGGUGUACGGCUACCGGGGCCACCAGUGCCGCAACAACCUGUACUACACGGCAGGGAAAGAGGUCGUGUACUUCGUGGCCGGAGUCGGCGUGGUUUACAACACCAGGGAGCACAGCCAGAAAUUCUUCCUCGGGCACAACGAUGAUAUUAUCAGCCUGGCCGUGCACCCGGACAAGACGCUGGUGGCCACGGGGCAGGUGGGGAAGGAGCCCUACAUCUGCGUGUGGGACUCGCUGCGGCUGCACACGGUGUCCGUGCUCAAGGACGCGCACACGCACGGCGUCGCCUGCCUCGCCUUCGACGCCGACGGCCAGCGCUUGGCGUCCGUGGGGCUGGAUGCCAAAAACACCGUGUGCAUCUGGGACUGGAAGAGGGGGAAGCUCCUGGCGACGGCGACGGGCCACUCGGACAGGAUAUUUGAUAUUUCCUGGGACCAGUAUCAGCCAAACAGAAUCGUCAGCUGUGGAGUGAAACACAUAAAGUUUUGGACACUGUGUGGAAACGCCCUGACGGCAAAGAGGGGAAUCUUUGGGAAAACAGGAGAUCUCCAAACCAUCCUGUGCUUGGCGUGUGCCAAAGAAGAUGUCACCUACUCCGGGGCUUUAAAUGGGGACAUCUACGUCUGGAAAGGGCUGAACUUGGUGCGCACCAUCCAGGGAGCACACAGCGCUGGAAUUUUCAGCAUGUAUGCUUGUGAGGAAGGCUUUGCCACCGGAGGGAGAGAUGGGUGCAUUCGGCUGUGGGACACGGAGUUCAAACCAAUUACCAAAAUUGAUCUCAGGGAGACUGAACAAGGAUACAAAGCAGGUCUGUCCAUCCGCAGCGUGUGCUGGAAGGCUGACAGGCUGCUGGCAGGGACCCAGGACAGCGAGAUCUUCGAGGUGCUGGUGAGAGAGAGAGACAAGCCCAUGCUGAUCAUGCAGGGGCACUGUGAGGGGGAGCUCUGGGCCCUGGCAGUGCACCCCAAGAAGCCCUUGGCAGUGACGGGCAGCGAUGACCGCUCCGUACGGUUGUGGAGCCUGGCUGACCACGCCCUGAUAGCUCGCUGCAACAUGGAGGAGGCGGUGAGGAGUGUGUCCUUCAGCCCCGAUGGAUCCCAGCUGGCACUGGGAAUGAAGGAUGGCUCCUUCAUUGUCCUUAGAGUGAGGGACAUGACGGAGGUGGUUCACAUCAAGGACAGGAAGGAGGUGAUCCACGAGAUGAAGUUCUCCCCCGACGGCUCCUACCUGGCCGUGGGCUCCAACGACGGCCCCGUGGACAUCUACGCCGUGGCCCAGAGGUACAAAAAAAUCGGGGAGUGCAACAAGUCCUCCAGCUUCAUCACCCACCUCGACUGGUCCGUGGACAGCAAAUUCCUGCAGACCAACGACGGCGCCGGAGAGAGGCUCUUCUACAAGAUGCCCUCUGGGAAGCAUCUCACCAGCAAAGAUGAGAUCAAAGGAAUCCACUGGGCCUCCUGGACCUGUGUGAUGGGCUCUGAAGUGAGUGGGAUUUGGCCCAAGUACACAAACAUUUCAGGUGUCAACUCCGUGGAUGGCAAUUACAGCAGCUCCGUGCUGGUGACUGGAGAUGAUUUUGGGCUGGUGAAGUUAUUCAGAUUUCCGUGCCUAAAGAAAGGAGCCAAGUUCAGGAAGUACGUGGGCCACUCAGCACACGUCACCAAUGUCCGCUGGUCCCAUGACUUCCAGUGGGUUUUGAGCACAGGAGGUGCUGAUCACUCUGUGUUCCAGUGGCGCUUUGUUCCAGAAGGGAUAACAAAUGGCAUCCUGGAAACCUCUCCACAAGCAGAGGGUGGUGUGGAUUCCUACAGCGAGGAGUCGGACUCGGAUUUAUCCGACGUGCCAGAGCUGGACUCCGACAUCGAGCAGGAAGCUCAGAUCAACUACGAUCGCCAGGUUUACAAAGAAGACCUACCUCAGCUGAAACAGCAAAGUAAAGAGAAAAACCACUCUGUGCCCUUCCUGAAGCGAGAGCGAGCGCCCGAGGACAGCCUGAAGCUGCAGUUCAUACAUGGGUACAGGGGCUACGACUGCAGGAACAACCUGUUCUACACUCAGACAGGGGAGGUGGUUUAUCACAUCGCCGCCGUCGCCGUCGUCUACAACCGACAGCAGCACUCGCAGCGUCUCUACCUGGGCCACGACGACGACAUCCUCAGCCUCAGCAUCCACCCCGUCAAGGACUACGUGGCCACGGGGCAGGUUGGAAGGGAUGCUGCUAUCCAUGUUUGGGACACCCAGACACUGAAAUGUUUGUCCCUGCUCAAAGGCCAGCACCAGAGAGGAGUGUGUGCACUGGAUUUUUCAGCUGAUGGGAAGUGUUUGGCCUCUGUUGGGCUGGAUGACAAUCAUGCCAUCGUGUUCUGGGAUUGGAAAAAAGGGGAAAAGCUGGCAACAACCAGGGGCCAUAAAGAUAAAAUCUUUGUAGUGAAGUGUAAUCCACAUCAUGUUGACAAACUAGUCACAGUUGGGAUGAAGCACAUCAAAUUUUGGCAGCAAACAGGUGGAGGCUUCACAUCCAAGCGAGGCACGUUCGGCAGCGCCGGGAAGCUGGAGACGAUGAUGAGCGUCUCCUACGGGAGGAUGGAGGAGCUGGUGUUCUCUGGGGCUGCCACUGGAGACAUCUACAUCUGGAAGGAGACCCUGCUGCUGAGGACAGUGAAAGCCCACGAUGGGCCCGUGUUUGCCAUGCAUGCACUGGAUAAGGGCUUUGUGACUGGUGGAAAAGAUGGAAUCGUGGCCCUUUGGGAUGACAUGUUUGAGAGGUGUCUGAAGACGUAUGCUAUCAAAAGAGCAGCACUGUCUGCCAGCUCUAAAGGUUUGCUCUUAGAAGACAACCCCUCAAUCCGAGCCAUCAGCCUGGGCCAUGGGCACAUCCUGGUGGGAACCAAAAAUGGAGAGAUCCUGGAGAUUGAUAAAAGUGGGCCCAUGACUCUGCUUGUCCAGGGCCACAUGGAAGGAGAAGUGUGGGGCCUGGCAGCUCACCCCCUGCUGCCCGUGUGUGCCACCGUGAGCGACGACAAGACCCUGCGCAUCUGGGAGCUCUCGGCCCAGCACCGCAUGCUGGCCGUCAGGAAGCUCAAAAAAGGGGGCCGGUGCUGUGCCUUCUCUCCCGACGGGAAGGCCCUGGCCGUGGGGCUCAACGACGGCAGCUUCCUGGUGGUGAACGCGGACACCGUGGAGGACAUGGUCUCCUUCCACCACAGGAAGGAGAUGAUCUCCGAUAUAAAGUUUUCACGAGAAUCAGGAAAGUACCUGGCUGUGGCCUCCCAUGAUAACUUUGUAGAUAUCUACAACGUGCUGACCAGCAAAAGAGUUGGCAUUUGCAAAGGUGCCUCCAGCUACAUCACCCACAUCGACUGGGACUCCAGAGGAAAGUUAUUGCAAGUCAAUUCUGGUGCCAAAGAACAACUAUUUUUUGAAGCACCGAGGGGGAAAAGACACAUUAUAAGAAUUGCUGAGAUCGAGAAGAUCGAGUGGGACACGUGGACGUGUGUUCUGGGUCCCACCUGUGAGGGGAUCUGGCCCAUGCACAGCGAUGUCACCGUGGUCAAUGCAGCCAGUCUGACCAAGGACAGGACCCUCCUGGCCACAGGAGACGACUUUGGGUUCGUGAAGCUCUUUUCAUACCCAGUGAAGGGCCCACAUGCCAAGUUCAAGAAGUACGUGGGGCACAGUGCCCAGGUGACCAACGUGCAGUGGCUGCACAAUGACUCCGUGCUGCUCACCGUGGGGGGGGCCGACACCGCCCUCAUGAUCUGGACCAGGGAGUUCCUGGGCAUCCAGGAGAGCAAGCUGGUGGACAGCGAGGAGUCAGACACAGAUGCAGAAGAAGAUGGAGGUUAUGACAGUGAUGUUGCAAGAGAAAAAGCCAUUGACUACACCACGAAGAUCUAUGCAGUGAGCAUCCGGGAGAUGGAAGGCACAAAGCCCCACCAGCAGCUCAAGGAAGUCUCAGCAGAAGAGAGGCCACCAGUGAGCAGAGCUGCUCCUCAGCCUGAAAAACUGCAGAAGAACAACGUCCACAAAAAAAAGAAACUGGUUGAGGAGCUGGCUCUGGACCAUGUUUUUGGCUACAGAGGGUUUGACUGUCGCAACAACCUGCACUACCUGAACGACGGGGCCGACAUCAUCUUCCACACGGCGGCAGCCGGCAUCGUCCAGAACCUCUCCACUGGCAGCCAGAGUUUCUACCUGGAGCACACCGACGACAUCCUGUGCCUGACCGUGAACCAGCACCCCAAGUACAAGAACGUGGUGGCCACCAGCCAGAUCGGUGACAUGACAGAAUUCCCAGGUACAACUCCCACAAUCCACAUUUGGGAUGCCAUGAGCAAGCAAACCAUUUCAAUGCUGCGCUGCUUCCACACCAAAGGGGUCAACUACGUGAACUUCAGUGCCACUGGCAAACUGCUGGUGUCGGUGGGGGUGGACCCCGAGCACACCAUCACCGUGUGGAGGUGGCAGGAAGGGGCUAAAGUUGCCAGCAGGGGAGGACACCUGGAGAGGAUCUUUGUUGUAGAAUUCCGGCCGGAUUCCGACACCCAGUUUGUGUCCGUUGGGGUGAAGCACAUGAAGUUCUGGACGCUGGCUGGCAGUGCUUUGCUCUACAAGAAAGGAGUCAUUGGCUCCAUGGAAGAUGCCAAAAUGCAAACCAUGCUUUCUGUUGCCUUUGGAGCAAAUAACCUCACGUUCACGGGUGCCAUCAACGGAGAUGUCUACGUGUGGAAGGACCAUUUCCUGGUCAGGCUGGUGGCCAAAGCUCACACAGGCCCCGUGUUCACCAUGUACACGACGCUGCGGGACGGACUCAUCGUGACAGGAGGGAAGGAGAGGCCCACCAAGGAGGGGGGAGCAGUGAAGCUCUGGGACCAGGAGAUGAAGCGGUGCCGGGCCUUCCAGCUGGAGACGGGGCAGCUCAUCGAGUGCGUGCGCUCCGUGUGCCGGGGCAAGGGGAAAAUCUUAGUGGGAACAAAAGAUGGAGAAAUCCUUGAAGUAGGAGAAAAAAACGCUGCUUCAAACUUGUUGAUUGACUGUCACAUGGAAGGGGAGAUCUGGGGCUUGGCAACUCACCCCUCCAAAGACAUAUUUAUCUCUGCAAGCAACGAUGGAACAGCAAGGAUCUGGGACCUGGCAGACAAAAAGCUGGUGAACAAGGUGGCCCUGGGGCACCCGGCCCGCUGCGCCGCCUACAGCCCCGAUGGGGAGAUGGUGGCCAUCGGCAUGAGGAACGGCGAGUUCGUCGUCCUGCUGGUCAACAGCCUCAAGGUCUGGGGCAAAAAGCGGGACAGGAAGUCAGCAAUCCAGGACAUCAGGAUCAGCCCAGAUAACAGGUUUCUGGCAGUGGGGUCACAGGAACACACUGUGGAUUUCUAUGAUCUCACCCAAGGCACAACCCUGAACCGAAUCGGGUACUGCAAGGACAUUGCCAGCUUUGUCAUCCAGAUGGACUUCUCUGCAGACAGCAGGUACAUCCAGGUCUCCACGGGCGCCUACAAGCGCCAGGUUCACGAGGUGCCCCUGGGGAAGCAAAUCACAGACCCUGCAGCCAUAGAGAAGAUCACCUGGGCCACGUGGACCAGCAUCCUGGGAGAUGAAGUCCUUGGGAUCUGGCCCCGCAACGCAGACAAGGCAGACGUGAACUGUGCCUGUGUGACCCACGCUGGGCUCAACAUCGUCACGGGGGACGACUUCGGGCUCGUGAAGCUCUUUGACUUCCCCUGCACAGAAAAAUUUGCCAAACACAAGCGGUACUUUGGGCACUCGGCGCACGUCACCAACAUCCGCUUCUCCCACGACGACAAGUAUGUGGUGAGCACCGGGGGAGACGACUGCAGUGUGUUCGUGUGGCGGUGCCUGUGAGGAGCCUGUUCCUGCUGCAGGGACUGGGACAGCCGGGAAGGCCCCGGGAUGGUGCCCGGGGGGCACCUGCAGAGCACUCACAGCCCCGGGACAGCCCCAGGGCCUGGGAAGGAGGCCGAGGUCUGCAGGGAACCCUUUGGGGCCCUGGGAGGCCAAAGGGGGAACAGUCCACUCACGGAGCUGCUUUGGCCCAAUCCUGUGCUGUUCAAUCCAGGGCUGCAAAGGGAGAAAACACUGAGAAAAUCCCGGGCCCUUCCCUUCCCAAAUUCCAGGCCUGGCCAUUUGGGCAGGAGGGGGAGGCUCUGACCACACCCACUGCUGGAUCCACCCGGGGGCCCCAGGAAAGCUGGGAGCCUUUCCUGAGCAGGAGGGGGGCACUCUGCAGCUUUCUGGAAUUGGAUGAGCAAAGGAUCACGGUUUUAAGUCCAUUUUGCUUUUAAAUACAUACAUUUGGCUAAAUUUCUCUCCAUGAAGUGCCUUGGAAUACUUUCCCAGCAGUCUGGGCUCCAGCCUUGCCUCCCACCCCCUGCUUUCCACACACGGUGCUACGACUCUGGGCCCAGGAGGGCUGAGCCACCCCCUGCUCCAGCUGGACUGCCCCAUCCCUGGGCUCUGCCUGGCCUUUAAUACCUCCCCAGGGAAUUCCCACAGCAUUCCGUGCUGCCAGAGGGACCAGCUGAUGGCACUGCCCCUCCUGGGCAGGGGGCACACAGGGUUUGCACACCCGGGCACACUCACCUCCACACCCACACCGAGGCUCAUUCCUGCAGAGCUCCUGCCCUCUGCUCUUCCUGGGAAAAUGUGCUUUGCAGGGAGCUACUUCCAUAGGCAGUGGCCAGCCAGAACCUUGGAAAAAGCCCCUAAGGAGCCCUGUUUCCCAUUCCAGAGGGGCUCCCUGGAAUGUCCCUGGAGGGCCCUUGGGCUCCUCUCCCCAUCCUGCUGCUCCUGCUCCCGCAGCCCCUCGGCCCAGCCCGGGCACUGGGGCAGCUGAACUGAGCCCGGAGCUGCCCUGGGGGGACUGGGACCACAGACAUUCCCAAAAGGAAAGGAAAGUCACUCUCCACUUGUUAAAACCUUCUGCCAGAACCAAAACCCCCAGGGACGGUGGACUUGGAAAAAGCAAGUUCAGCUUUUUCCACAGAAACUGUUGAGAAAGGAACAGCAAACGUGGGCAAUGUCAGAACUGGCAUUUAAGCCACUUAAAAUUCCUGGUGUGGAACCACUACCAGAUUUUUAAAUCACCUUUCUUUGUUAAUUAAAAUAAAUAAAGGCUAAAACAAACCAUGUAGACUUACUUACAUUUAGUCUUUGCAAAGCAAUGCUAAAUAGUGCUUUAGUCCCAGUUCAGGACAACAGGGGCUGAGCUCUGGAACCUUCCUGCCAGGCCACUCUGCUGCCACUGCAUGGAAAAGUAGCGAAAACAUCCCGUUAAAGGAGUGGAUUCCUGCUUGUUUAACACACAAAGUGCUUCAGCAACCUCAAAAAUCACCUUUUUUUACAGCUGAAUUUAUUAAUGCCUUAUAUGACUGCCCAGCAGAGCAGUUGGGCACACACAGAGCAGUCCCUGUGCAGUCUGUUUUUAGGGAAACCUCUGGGAUCCCAUCCUGUUCUGUCACGUGGUGACAUCAGUGAGCUCCUCUGCUGUGCUCUAAUCAAUCAUCUCUGCCUUCCUUCCACAGUGAUUGUGUCCCAAAUAACUGCAGUUGUGUGGCAGAAUUCAUUAAUUAAUUAAUCAAGUGAUGUGAAAAGUACCUUAAAGCAAUAGUGUGUGUCAGGAAACACAGUCUCUGUUUCUCUGCUCUGGCUUCACGUAGGAAGUGUUCCAAGGAACGCUGUAUUAAACUGGAAACUAAAACAUUAAUGCAUGACUUUAUAUUUUCAACGGUCAAGAUGCCAUUAAAGGAAAAUCUGUCUCAAAUAAAUUUGGAUACAAGUU